ACAGCCACGAAUAUCAGUCCUUGCCAUCAACGCUGAUGUCCACUGCGCCUCUGACCCCCGCCGACAUCGAAAUCGCUACGCGUGCCGCGGACAACUUCACCCGCAUCUACUACAAGGCCUAUGACUCCGCCUCGCGUCUGAGCGAGCUGCCCAAGUUCUACCGGCCCACUUCCGCCCUCACCUGGAACGGCACCCCCUUCCAGGGCGCCACCGGUCUCACGACGCUCGUGGAGAACAUGCCCCCGACAAGGCACGAAAUACAGUCGUUUGACUGCCACCCCAUCCCUGGAACGACCCCUGCUUCUCUGCUGAUCGUCGUGUCUGGGAAUGUCACGCAUGGUCUUGGACCCUCGGGCAAUCCACCUGGAACGGCUGCGAAGAACAAGGAGGGGCAUCCGAGAGUGUUCUCCCAGACAUUCAUGCUCGUUCCCGACUCGGCAGCUCCUCCGUCCAAACCGGGAGAGCUCGCCAAGUACUUCAUUAGCGCUGAUGCUCUGCGUUUCGUUGGUUGAAUUUGCUCACUGUCUAUAAUUCUCAUGUAAUCUCAUUGCCACUCCGGUUCAAUUGAAACUGUACUAUUCGUCAUCAGGGUCGUUGACGAUGACUAUGAUAUGUUC
Molecule: messenger RNA, 617 nt
Organism: Mycena citricolor
Lineage: Eukaryota; Fungi; Basidiomycota; Agaricomycetes; Agaricales; Mycenaceae
Source: the annotation of a GenBank genome assembly